GUCGAUUCUGCCUACUCCAUCCUUCAUUUUCAAAAGGACGCUCCUCAGGAUUCAAUUCUGUGGAAAGAUUCCAUUGCUCAGGUGAGCAAAUGUGGGAUUAGAACUGAUGCAUGACUCAACAUCGCCUGGCUCAGCGCCUGGGCACGCUGUCAACAGCAGCCUUCUGCCGACACCAUAACUGGGCAUUGCUCAAUAGUCUUGCCAACGACAAGGACGUUACCUUCUCUUAUACAAAGCCUGACGCAACCUCCGACAACGCAGAUGUGCCAAUAGCUCACCAAGCGGGCGUCAAUUGCUUGACGAUUGACCAGCAUGAAGGUCGCUAUUUAAUUUCUGGAGGUGCCGACUCCACAAUCCGUCUGUGGGAUCUCGAGGAGCCUCAUGAAUCGUCAUCCACAUAUAAGCCUCUAACAACUCUCCCUCGUGGCGCACCCUCGUCACAUACACACUCACUCACCUCUCUCUCUAUCUACCCAUUCGACCCCACUCCAACCACUCUGAUAAGCACGAGUUAUGACAAGACGCUCAAACUCACAUCCAUCACGCCCAGCAACCUCACUCCCAUCCACACCUUUGAGCUAGACUUCAUCCCCUACGCACACGCACUUUCGCCUCUACCGGACUCGUCACCUUUGAUAGCUGUGGGCACAGCGCACCCGGCCAUUCGCCUUCUUGACCUUCGCUCUGGCCUGAGCACCCACUCUCUCUCCGGACCCAAUGGUGCAAUCUAUUCAUUGUGCUGGUCGCCACGCACCUCACACGUCCUUUGCUCCGGCAGCACUGACGGCAAGAUUUUGUUUUUCGACAUUCGCCGCGCCAACGCUUCUUUCGCCUCGCUGGACCUCGACGAUGCAGUUGGUAUCGUAGGCGAGAUUCCGUCCACCGGUCUAGGUGCACGCCCAAGCAGUCUCCAUCUUGAUUUCAAUGCGGUGGCACACAAUGGCCCAGUCACAAGUGUCCAAUGGACGCCGAGUGGCGACAAACUUGUCACAGUUGGUCACGACCAAAGAAUACGCAUCUGGGAUGCUGCAAGUGGUAGAAACGACCUCGUGCACUUUGGGCCCAGAAUACGCAACGAACGGCAAGGCGAGCUGAAGCCCUUAAUUUCACCACCUGGCACAUGUCUACCAGGACGCGAGAGCCUGUUUUGGCCGAAUGACGACGGCCGGGGUAUGAUCUUUCAACACCAUCUUCGAGAGGGCCACAUGCUCAAGAUCCUGCGGACAGAAGGAGUCAAAAUCGCCGAGGUACAAGCUUCCAACAAACGGGCUAGGACUGGCAUAGGAGGCAGUGGGACAAGUAAUAUCUCCAGACUGACGAGCGGAGGACGAAUCAACAGUAUGAUAUGGCGUGUUGGAGCACCGCUAGGCGAAGGGAUAGAGAUGUAUACGGCACACGGCGACGGACGGAUCUGUGCAUGGAAACCUGUUAUGAAAGACGAGGACUAUGAAGAAAUCGAUGCUGACGGGGAUCACGGAAUCAAGAAGCCAGCCAUAUGGACUGCUGGCAACGGGACUGAGGACAUCGAUGUUGCUGUAGACGAUGCCGAGCGAAGAAGGAAAAGAAAGAGAGAUCUUCUUGGAGAUCUCGUUCAAGGCCUAGCGAAGAAGCCGAUGCCUUUUUGAAGUUCCAUAAAAAAUCCCUAGGGCGAGAAUUUACGGUACAUCCACCAGUGCGGUUACUGGUACGAGUGAAAUGCUCACACGGACAAGUACAUUACAGCAGGCUCCGGUACUUGCUUUCAUAACGUCGUCAAGUUAUAUGGAGUAUCAAGGUAUCAAUCAGCCGGCGCUUCUCUGUCUCUCUCUUGACACUCUCAUGUCCAAGAUUUACGCCUCACGCGUUCAGUUCCUGCAACAGCUCUCGCACCUCGCCCAGAUUUCCCGGGCGCUCGUUAUAUAUUGCAGCAAUUAGACUCCCAUCGAUGUUUGGAAACUCUUUCUGUAACUGCGCCUGAUCUAGAUCGGCC
Exophiala oligosperma is the source of this 1969-nucleotide messenger RNA. RefSeq lists its product as uncharacterized. Gene Ontology annotation, biological process: proteasome-mediated ubiquitin-dependent protein catabolic process; protein polyubiquitination; transcription-coupled nucleotide-excision repair. The transcript has a single exon. Gene Ontology annotation, molecular function: protein binding. NCBI's taxonomy places the organism in Eukaryota, Fungi, Ascomycota, Eurotiomycetes, Chaetothyriales, Herpotrichiellaceae. The record is from RefSeq and is a predicted model, not a curated record. Gene Ontology annotation, cellular component: Cul4A-RING E3 ubiquitin ligase complex; nucleotide-excision repair complex. The coding region runs from base 111 to 1625 and encodes 504 amino acids.